AUGUUGACGGGCCAAGAUGUGCUCAAGCAUGCGCAGGCCGAUGAUUUGUGGAUGAUCAUCAACGGCAAAGGUAAGUGGAGCGUAGCCCGGCCAUGUCGCCUGCCGACGUACAGUGCUGACGCACAUGUCGUCUCGCUUGCCAACAGUGUACGACUUGACCGACUUUGCUCCUAAUCAUCCCGGUACGUUAAACGACGCUUCGACCUGGCGCCGCGCUCUUACCACGUCGCUACAAUCCAGCGAUCAUGCAUUCGUGGCACUUCCCCGCAUGCCCGCACCGGGCGAGCGCUUCAAGCCAAGCACGUGACGCGGCCCCAAUCAGCAAUUGGCGAACUUUCUGACUUGGUUCUUGGGCUGGUGUGCAGGUGGAAUGCGCAUCUUGCUCAAGUACGCGGGGAAAGAUGCGACGGAAGAAUAUGUCAGUCCACCACGAGCCCUACCAUACCUCCUGAAGUCGUUCGAAAGAUUUGCUCAACCCCUCGGACCAACUUUCUUGAUUUGCCACGCAGGAACCGAUUCAUCCACCGGGUAAGCUAUUGUAGACGCGGGAGGUGAUAGGCGACUGUCUCCAGGACAUACCUCAUGUUUCAUUCAUUCGUUCCUCAGGUACGAUCGAAGACACGCUCUCCCCUGACAAGCACCUCGGUCCCGUGGACAUGACCACGGUCGAAAAAGUAGUCGUCCAAACCGCCGCUGCGUUCGAUCCGACAAAGCAGUUGAUCUCGUUGGGCGAGUGCCUCAAUUUAUUUGAUAUCGAGGUGAGUAACCCUUUUUUUGAAUCCUGAGGGCCUCUGGGCCGGAGUCGCUGAUUUUUUGACUUUCGCUUUCUUCAUAGCGCGCCGCCGAGGCAAAAUUGAAGGCCAAGGCGUUUGGUGAGAACAAGUUGCUCCUCAGGUCUCGUAGCAUCGGGAUGAAUCAUUCUGAUUGAGGUCACGGCUGGUCACAGCAUACUAUGCAAGUGCCGCGGAUGACGAGCGAACCAAAGUUUGGAACCAUCAAGCUUUCAGUGCGUUUCUUCGGGUUUUCAAAUUCGGCCCCUUACCAACCCAUUUACGCGUGUUCUUAACCUGCCCAUUAUCAAUAGCUGAGAUCAGGAUGCGACCCAGAACCUUACGCAACGUGACCGACAUCGACCCUACGACAAUGAUGCUUGGUCACCCCAUCUCCUUACCCAUUUUCAUCGCCCCAGCCGCCAUGGGUCGGCUCGCCCAUCCCGAAGGCGAACGCUUGCUCGUCAAAGUCGCGGGUAUCUACAAGAUCCCUUAUAUGGUCUCUGCGAACGCGUCCGUUUCGUUCGAGGAAAUUGCAAGCCUCAAAGUACCGGGACAGUUGUUGAUCUAUCAGGUGCGUCAUUCAUCACACCGCGACCACCUUCCAAGUACGAGUCAAAGAAAUUGUUCUCGUUUUCGCGAACUGGCAUGACUUAUCCUAUCCCUUUCACCUUCAGCUAUACGUCCACAAGGAUCGUCAACGUACCGAGGAAACACUACGCAAAGUCGUCGCGGCAGGUUACUCCGCCAUCUGCCUUACAGUCGAUACCCCCGUCGCGGGCAAACGCGAGCGGGACGAACGAGCGACGCUCGACGCCGAAUCCGCCGCCGAUGCCGCUUCCUCCAAACAAGGUGUCGCGCCACCCGCAUCCAACCAGGGUUCAUCGACGGGGAUCGGUCAGAUCUUGACGAGUACCUUUGAUGCCGAUCUGAACUGGUCCGAUUUGGCAUGGAUCAAACGCGUCACAGGGGGGUUGCCCCUGAUCGUCAAAGGGAUCCAAUCCGCCGAAGAUGCGGCGCUGUGCGUCCAUCAUGGCGUCGAGGCGAUCUACCUCAGUAAUCACGGUGGCAGGCAAUUGGAAGGUUCUCCAGCGGGAGUGGAAACUUUGUUGGAGAUUAGGGCGCAUGAGCCGCACGUUUUGGACAAGUGUGAAGUGUAUUUGGAUGGGGGGGUAAAGAGAGGGACGGAUGUGUUGAAGGCUUUGGCGUUGGGGGCCAAGGCGUGUGGGAUGGGAAGGCCUUGUGAGUUCAAGUAUUCUUUCUCCCAAAUCUUGCGACGGCCUUGGGCGGCAGCUGAUCCUAGAUGUCUGCACCGCCAGUCCUCUUCUCCCUCGCCUUUGGCGAGUUGGGCGUCGAAAAAGUCGUCACCAUCCUCCGUGACGAAAUUAUUCUCAACAUGCGCCUCUUGGGCGCGAUCAAGAUCGACGAGAUCGUACCUUCCAUGGUCAAUGCCAGAGCAUUGGAGGCGGACGUCAUUUCCAAGGAGGAAUACGCGUCACCGUUGGGACAAGUUGUCGCACCGAGCGGAGGGGGUUUCGUCGCUGGUGUGAAGGGUUUGCUUCAGAGUGUAGUUUCGAAAGCGCGGUUGUAG
Microbotryum saponariae is the source of this 2361-nucleotide messenger RNA. Lineage: Eukaryota; Fungi; Basidiomycota; Microbotryomycetes; Microbotryales; Microbotryaceae. The record is from the annotation of a GenBank genome assembly.